Scylla paramamosain (green mud crab) is the source of this 2213-nucleotide messenger RNA. RefSeq lists its product as uncharacterized. Bases 980 to 1333 code for a protein of 117 amino acids. Gene Ontology annotation, cellular component: membrane. The transcript has 2 exons. NCBI's taxonomy places the organism in Eukaryota, Metazoa, Arthropoda, Malacostraca, Decapoda, Portunidae. Gene Ontology annotation, molecular function: ligand-gated monoatomic ion channel activity. The record is from RefSeq and is a predicted model, not a curated record.
ACUCUUUUUAAGGAACGGCAUUAGAAGUUGGCUUUCUUGGUCUUUUCUUCUUAGCUAAUCUAUCCAUUACAUAAAAAGACACAUAAUAUAAUAGUAAUGGUAAUGCAAUUGUCUGUACACUAAGCUUACACCCUCUUUAAAAUUGGGUAGCCAAGGCAAGGUGUCUUCAUUCACACAUCAAUGCAUUCACAUUCAUUGGUGCUCUCUCACAUAGCCUCUGAACAUUAAAGAGAAAGCGAUGAUCAAUUACGCUUCACAUCCACCAGCAUCUCCUGAAGGAUGAGUAAGCAGAGUUGGUUUACGUUUAAUACACUUUAAAACCCCAAAGCUCUUUUCCUUAUCUGGCCAUACUCGCUGACUGAAUCAAAUGUAGAAUCUCCUGUUGAGGCCCAGGUCUGCCUGCAUUCCUGUAUUCAUCUCUGUUCUCCAUUCAUCCCUAUCGCAGACAACUACUUUUACUUGUCUUAUAAAUAUCUUUAUAUCUACCAAUUUCUUCCUACUGUCCAUCCAUCCUACUCGUGGUCAUUCCCUUAACCUCACACUAUUCUAUCGUAACGCUCCUUGCUGUGCUCCAUCGGCCAACUCACCGCAUCUCUUCACUCCUCGACCCUCGCGAUCUAGGACGACGCCCACUUAAAAUUUUAAUCUCCGGCAGGAGGUGGAGAUGGCGCUGGGACCCUUCAGUGUGACGGCGCAGCGAGAGGAGGACAUUGAUUUCUCCAUGGCAGUGCUGAGGGAUAACCAGGCCAUCAUCACCGCCAGACCGACGGUGCAGGAGGACAAUGCAGGAUUCCUCAAGCCCUUCGAUCUAGUGGUUGUAGUAGUGGCAGCAGCAGUGACGGUGGUGGAAGUGAUGAUAGUAGUAAUAGUAGUGAUAGUGGUAAUCCUGACACAGUACCUUGGCCAAAAAGAGUAUUGUUAAUUUUCUUGAUGUUUCUCUCCUCACCUCGUGCAGCUGUGGGUGCUGGUGCUGGUGAGCAUGGUGGCCAUGGCGGGCAGCGUGAUCGGCGUGGUGGCUGGAGAGGGAAGGAUCUUCGGUGAGGCGCCAAAGAACAUCGUGGCCAAGACGUGUAUCUGUGUCCUCUCUAUACUCACGCAGGAUGGAUCCGAAUGGGUGCCGCCCCAUGACGCCGGUCGCGUGCUGCUGACCACCUGGCUGCUGGCGUCCAUGGUGUUCAUGUCGUCUUACGAAGGCAUCCUGGUCGCCAUGCUCACCUUCCCGCGGGUCAUGAUCCCCAUUGACUCCCUCACAGACCUGGUGUACCAAGACCACCUGCCCUGGAGGCUGGAGUACGGCGCCAUGAUGGCACGCAUGAAGGCAAGUCAACAUUAAGUAGCAGUAAGAUGUUUGUCCUCCCUCAUGUCAGGAACAACUUGCACUCUUACUAAGCUUACACAUCAAGGACUGCAAUUUCAAACACUUACAUAGGUAUCUCAUUUCGACUAUUUUUAGCAUGACUAGUGGCAGCUACUGGAGUUUUAAAGGCUGCUUUUAUGGUUCCAGUGACGGGUCAACAAGUAUUCUUGACUAUAAAUGGAAAGCAAACUCAAGGAAAACCAACUCAUCAUCACAGCAGUCUUUGAAAAGAGUCCAUAGAGUGCAAAGCGUUACAAAGUAUGGUUUCAAUUCCCUUACGAUGUUCUCUCGACGUUAAAAGAAGACAGAAGAAUAUUCACAAAAGAGACAUUGAUGUGUACAUAUACAGGUUUCCUUUGAAUGUUAUUUUAAAUUCAUUCCCUUGACAGGAUUCCGACUACGAGGUGUGGCAGAAAGCCUUCCACGGCAUGUCUGGCACCAUCCCUGACUGCUGGUCGGCGCGGAACGACCUCAUCAGGGGAGAGUUCGCGGCGGUGUGCUACGAGAUGACCAUGAUGAAGACCAUCUCGUGGGACUUCAGGUAACCACAUCACCUGUCUGGCUUGUACUCGAGGUGAUGUUUAAACCCAAGACUGCACAUGCUGUACUAAAAUAUAAAGGUCGUCUUCUCUCAUUGGUGGAAACUUAUGACAUGACACUGAUUCCUAUCUACCAACACACACACACACACACACACACACACAGCACCUCAGGCCAGUGUCACCUGUACAUCGCCCAAGAAAGGGGUUUACUCCGUCAUGGUCGCCAUCGCCUUCAGGACUAACUCUUUCUUCCUCGAGGGAGCCAAUGAAAUGUGAGCUAAAAAGACAUGCGCAAACUAUUCGCUUUAAGUUUC